AUGGAAUUAGUACAUAUUUGUAGUAGUGUUCUUCUUCUUCUUCUUUGCUUGCUUGUUAGUGAAUCUGCUGCUGUAGCAGAAGAAGAUGUGGCAGUAAAGAUUGAAGGGGUGACAUCUAUUGCUAAAACAGAUGAUAAUUUCGUUUGCGCUACUUUGGAUUGGUGGCCUGCAAAUAAGUGCGAUUAUAAUCAAUGCCCUUGGGGAAAUGCUGGUGUUCUCAAUUUGGAUUUGAAGAACAAGAUCCUGUCAAAUGCAAUCAAAGCAUUCAAUCCCCUUCGAAUCAGAAUAGGAGGUUCACUGCAAGACCAGGUGGUCUACAAAGUGGGAAAGGUCGAGAAAUGCCCAUAUUUCAAGAGGAGGGAUGAUCGUCUGUUCGGAUUCAGCAACGGCUGCUUGCCAAUGCACAGAUGGGACGAACUUAACUACUUGUUCAAUCAAACUGGGGCCAAAAUUACAUUUGGUUUGAAUGCUCUACGUGGGAGGAAGAAGUCCGAUGUUGAUGAUGUUCUCUGGGUUGGCGAUUGGGACCCACAAAAUGCUCGAGAUCUCAUGGAGUAUACCAUCUCCAAGGGGUACCAGAUCGACUCAUAUGAACUUGGAAACGAGUUAUGUGGAGGUGGAGUCUCAGCAAGAGUAGAGGCUGAGCAGUAUGCCAAAGACACGAUUGCACUCAAAGAACUUGUGAAGGAAUUGUACCCUAAUGUUACCACACGGCCAAAGGUCUUGGGGCCUGCAGGGUUCUAUGAUGAGCAAUGGUUCAAUACCUAUAUUCAAACAGCAGGACCAGGUGUCCUAGAUGGGGUAACUCACCACAUAUACAACCUUGGGGCAGGUGUUGAUCCCACCCUUAUUGACAAGGUUCAAGACCCUUAUUUCCUUGACCAAAUUGCUCAAACACACAAAGAUGUUUCAAUUUCGGUCCAACAGUUUGGGCCUUGGUCUGGAGCUUGGGUUGGAGAAGCUGGGGGAGCUUAUAACAGUGGUGGCAAAGAUGUGUCUCAUACUUUUGCUAAUGGCUUCUGGUACUUGGAUCAACUUGGAAUGACUUCAACCUUUAACCAUAAGGUGUUUUGUAGACAAGCCUUAAUUGGAGGAAACUAUGCUUUGCUUAACACAACAACAUUUAUCCCUAAUCCAGAUUAUUAUGGGUCCCUUCUGUGGCAUCGGUUAAUGGGAAAUAAAGUUCUUCGUGCCAUGCAUGAUAGUUCUCCUUACUUGCGCAUUUACUCCCACUGUUCAAAAGAUAAAUCGGGAAUUACAGUUCUAAUCAUCAACAUGUCCAACUCAACAUCAUUCAACGUCUCAAUUGUUGAUGACAAACACUUGAAUGACAAUGAGAGCAAGUUACAGAGAGAAGAGUAUCAUUUGACUCCAGAGGAUGGAGACAUUCAAAGCUCCGUAUUAUUGUUGAAUGGCACUCCACUGAGGCUGAAUGAAUCAUUGGAUAUUCCUGAAUUGAAUCCAGUCCUUGUAGAUGCUUCUGCUGCUAUCAGAGUUGCCUCUCGUUCAAUUGUUUUUGCAACUUUGACAGGAUUUAAGGCACCUGCUUGUGCAUAA
Messenger RNA from Diospyros lotus (date-plum), 1557 nucleotides. Its product is annotated as heparanase-like protein 2. The transcript is spliced from 9 exons. Gene Ontology annotation, molecular function: beta-glucuronidase activity. NCBI's taxonomy places the organism in Eukaryota, Viridiplantae, Streptophyta, Magnoliopsida, Ericales, Ebenaceae. The record is from RefSeq and is a predicted model, not a curated record. Gene Ontology annotation, cellular component: membrane; plant-type cell wall. Bases 1 to 1557 code for a protein of 518 amino acids.